Wyeomyia smithii (pitcher-plant mosquito) is the source of this 1361-nucleotide messenger RNA. RefSeq lists its product as uncharacterized. NCBI's taxonomy places the organism in Eukaryota, Metazoa, Arthropoda, Insecta, Diptera, Culicidae. The transcript has 2 exons. Bases 108 to 725 code for a protein of 205 amino acids. The record is from RefSeq and is a predicted model, not a curated record.
UCUAGUAUAAGUCGAGAUAUAUUCGAACUCAGUUACCAGAGAUGCAGUCCAAAUUUUUCGUGUCAAAUAUAGUUUCGUGAAAAAAAAAACAAAAUUCCAACCAAAAUAUGAACACUGUUCCGAUAUACACCCUGCACAACUCAUUCGAUUUGUUUGCCGAUCCUAUCCACACUCCCAUCACGUUCGGAAAUGAAGGUUUUAUCCUCACGCAACAGGACCAGCGCAACAUCGUGGAUCGUCGGACAUGGUAUUUGAGUCGGCCCGCUUACCACCCUGCCCCGUACUCCACGGCACUAAAUCCAAUUCAACCUCCGCUAGUGGCGCAGGCUUCACUCCAGGAGCUACUCUUUCAGUUGAUAAACUUUCUCUCGAUGCACCAUCCAGCACCGACUGCCACACCGACACAGAACCAAACGCUACCGUUGUUUAAUUUCCACUACGAGAAACAAACUUCAACCGAUGAUCUGGCCUUCUACCAACGCCAGCAUGGUGGUCCUUGCUUUGUUGAACCUAAACUGCCACCGAUGGUUCAGCGUAUUCAAUACAUUGUCAGCCGUUCCAUACGCGAUGCCGGGGUCAAUACAGAUGAACCACAGCCGAUUCCGGCCGAAACAACUGCACCGAUGGAUUACGACCCCGGUGAAGGUACCAGCGCUGGACCGGAAAAACCCGCUGACUACUGUUUGAUCAAUGAGAAGCCAGGGAAAAAAGUUCAAUUUUGGUAAAUCAACAGCUAGCUGGAUUAAAUCGAUAUCCGAAAUCCUAACCAAAUUGAAACAUAAACGAUUUACCGGGAAGUAUUAAACAUUCAUCGAAAUUGCGGUCCACUCCAAAUAGUCAUUCAUCUUCAAUCCCUCGGAGCGGAAGCAACCAUCGCGGUAGAUGUUUCCAAAGGUCUAUUAAUUAUUUUCCUCUGCUGCCACCUGCCCUUUUACAGGCCUAACUUUCAAUGGCAUUCACGGGCUCCCAUCCUCGACGGCAGCGGAUUCCGGGCGGAGAAUUUAUUGCUCCGAUGGGUGUUGGUCGCAACCAAUCACACGGAGAUUCGCUUCUUUGCGUACACACUGACACUCUGGUGGAAUGCUAAUGCAAAGGAAGUUUAGAUUACGGACUCUCGAUGACGAUGGAUUGGUAUGCGAAUCUGUGCUGUGUUGUGCCGAGGAAAGGUUCCUCCGUGCGUCGGUCACUUCAAAUCUCCGCUGGUGAUAGAUUGCGAACCUAUGGACCGAGAGGAAAUUUUGUGAUGGUCGAAUACUCCGGAAUAACUAGGGAGUGAAAAAUUUGAGUCAUUUUAAGCUGUCUAAAUUUCUAACCAAGGAGUGGAAGAGAACAUUGUAAAUUGCCGAGCAAUCAAUUUACGA